AAUUUCACGCCUUAAACACUGGGGCGUAGGUCAACGUGCUCAAGAUCGUCAUCCAUGACAUGACUUCAGUGGAAUCAUUGCAGACGGAAAAUUGGCCAAGUGGUUUCACUUGAUCACAUGCAACCAAAUACUUUGCCCCAAUAAUGCUUAUUGAGCAGACUGUCAUUAGGUGUUACCUGUUUUUGAUUCAGGCUUUGGAUGAGUCAUCAGCCUUAAUUUUCUGGAAGGUCUUCAUGUCUCAUUUCGCAUCACAUGCACGAGUGCCACGCCUGGUUUUGUCAUCUCUUUUGUAUAGACUCCAUAGGCUUGGGAAACACAUCACCAUCUGCAGUGAAGUUGACAGAAUCAGUGAAUCAGCAAUCAUGAAACAGUCAACGCUCAGGUUCAUGUUGGUGGUUGCUGUCUGUGUGGCUGUUGGAGGCAUGUACACAGCUUGGAAGUCUGUCGAGAAAGCAGGGCAGACAAGGCAGGAAUUUCUUCGCACACAAAAGCGAGCAGCCAUGAAAAUAGGAUAUCUGCUCUUGAACAAAACCCGCAACAUGACACGGGCUCACGACAAAAAAGUCUUGAUUGACGUGGACAAAGGCAAGCCCGACUUCGACAACCUCUUCAAGCAUCUUGUUGUCGUGACGGCGUUCUCUGAGAAUCACUACAAGGAGGCCAUGGGGAUGAUCGGCUCAGCUCAGAAGGCCAUGCCACAGACUAGGAUUGUGGUCUUUGACAUCGGGAUGAAAAACAAAACAUUACAAAAGAUCAAGACACUGUGUAAUGUUGAGGUGCGGAAGUUCCAGUUCCAGAAGUACCCAGCCUAUGUGUCAAACCUAGCCACCUAUGCCUGGAAAGUCAUUAUUAUUAAGGAGGCCCUGAAUGAAUUUGGUGCGAUAUUCUGGUCCGAUGCCUCCGUUCGCUUCGUGAAAUCCCUUAGACUCCUCGUCCCGUUUGCUUGCGAGCACCACGGCUACCUGUCCCGCAUUCACAGCUACAAUGCUUCCACCACGAAACCCAUAAAGCACAACUACUACAUGACCGUGGAUCAAAUGUACAAAGCAAUCGGCGUCGACAGGAAAGAUUAUUUUAGCUCCCCCUACGCCCCGCACCCGGCCUCCAAUCGCCAGUUAGUCCUCAACAGCACUACUGUCCAAAGGAACUACUUGCAGCCUCUUUACGCCUGUGCCACGGACAAGAAUUGUAUCAGUCCGCCAGGAGCCAAGCACGGGCAUAACCACCGUUUUGAUGCCUCAGCCUUGAUGCUUGUCAUUCAUAAAUACUUUCCUGGAGAGUACAGCCGAGAAAACGACCAUGUGAAGGAUUUUGACGAUGUGAUGUACAUGCACAGAGUAUCGAACGAUUGGAAUAAGGCGAAGUUUUGUACAGACAGCGUACAAAUCUAGUCCAAUUUGCCUUGUAAUUGCCUACAAAAAUAAGUGUUUUCCAUACUCCACAGAAGAUUACCUCAAAGGAAUUUGAAGUGUGGGUUCUAACUUUAUGGGGAAAAAUGGUUUUGUAAAACUUGAAGGGUAAAGUGAAGUGCAGAAGACUAGGAGUGUUAAUGAAAUUAUUUACUUCAGAAUUUCAAUUCAUGUGUGCCUUACUUUGACAAAUGAAAAUGUCAUUGCAAUUUUUUGUCUGUAGAAUGUCGUGUCAUGACAUAAAGGUUGUUGAGAACUAUAUUUGAAUUUCUUUCUUUUAGUGGACCUGUUAGUGUAGUGUAUGGUCAUCAUACUGUUUUAACCAAAAAACCAGCAAAGGUGUUCAUAAAUU
This is a messenger RNA of Patiria miniata (bat star), 1761 nucleotides long. RefSeq lists its product as uncharacterized. The record is from RefSeq and is a predicted model, not a curated record. NCBI's taxonomy places the organism in Eukaryota, Metazoa, Echinodermata, Asteroidea, Valvatida, Asterinidae. The transcript is spliced from 6 exons. Bases 144 to 1391 code for a protein of 415 amino acids.